AUGGCAAGAGCCGGCCCUCAGGAGAACGCGGAAACUAAAGCAGAGUUGGAGACCAGACUCAAGAGGAGAGACACGCAGGACACUCGAGGAGCGGCACCAGGAGCGGUCCCUGUACCAGCCCGGAGCGGCACCAGGAUCAGCGCGGAGCGGACGAGACAGACGGGACUUAGUGACCCAUCUCUGCAGAGUCUCCUGUGGCGGACAGACGCUGUGCAGCAGGAGCGGGUCAGGGAUCUACAGCAACCCUGGGUUCGAGACGCACACCCAAUCUGUGGAGGGAAGAACGCAGCACGCAUCAUCGGAUCCAACCAGGAGUGUGGAGAGCAGACGCGCACUCUGAGUGCGGGCAGACUGGGACAGCGGAGCCGCUCGGCUUGGAUCAGCAGCGGACCAGACCAGCCCGGGGUGGCUAGACUGCGCACGCCAAAUGAGUUAAAGGGACGCUACCCCCACUUACUCUGA
Messenger RNA from Knipowitschia caucasica, 462 nucleotides. The record is from the annotation of a GenBank genome assembly. Lineage: Eukaryota; Metazoa; Chordata; Actinopteri; Gobiiformes; Gobiidae.